AUGCUGUGUUUUUACUCUGUCUCCAGGUCUCCGGAUAAGGGCCACAAAGAACAGCUCAAGGAGGUGCAUAAAGCCAUAUCGAAACUGCAGAGAGAUUUAGACACACUGUCCGCUCACUCUUUGUCCAUGAAGACACACCAGGAGCAGCUGCAGGACAGAGAGGACAUCAUAGACAGAUACAAAAAACAGCUUGGUGCAAGUUUGGAGCGUGAGAAACACUUAGAGCAGAGAAUGGUACAAAUGGAACUGGAGUGGCAGAAGAACUAUGAGGAAAACCGAAGUAAACAUUAUCUGGACCAUGAGCAACUGAUUCAUGAGCUGACUGCAGCGAGAGACAAGGUAAAUGCUGAGUUGGUGGAGACAAAGUUGCAACUUCAGGAGCUAACAGUGUUACUGCAGUGUGUCACAAAGGAGCGGGAUCUGGCCUUACAAGGGUGUGUCCCACACACUGGACACUUAGCUUCUGAUGAAAUUAUUGCUUUAAAGCAAAAAAACUACAGGCUUCAGGCUGUCAUAAGUGAAAUGAGAAAACAAAUGGAGGAGCUAAGCUGCACCACUCCACCACGUCAACAACCCCAUACAGAAUUAGAAAACAGUGUGACUAAAGAAUAUAAUGGCUCAGAAAAAGAAGCCCAGCACGUGGAACCAAAUAUCACCAAAGUAAAAGAAAAGCAAGAAAAGUCAUCUUGUGUGUGCUCUUGUGGGCAUAUCAGCAGAGAGAACUCAGCAUUGGUUCAGUUGCACUCCAGGCUGAAGCAGGCUGCCUUGUGUAUAGCUCGCUUGAACAGAGACCGACAGCAGUUAAUUGAGUUAUGUAACCGCCUGCGAUCUCAGCGCUGCACUUUUGAACUGCUCAAUCAGAGUAACAGUAAUACAGGAACCAACAGAGUCAAUGAAUCCACCAACAAUUUGAAGACUGAGAACUACGAGAAAGAACGAGAAGUGUAUUUGGACCCAGACCUGCUCACAACACAGGUCCAUAGCUCACCCUCUUCUGUAAUGUAUUACGAUGUUCUGGGGUCUUCAGUACAAAAUAACCACAGGCCCAUUAAAGAAUUAACUAGUGCACCUCCUAACUGCUCCCAGCUGCUCCAGGCUAACGGACAAUCUGAAGACUCAGUGCCUUCUCUGAGUGCCCUCUGGGCUCUGCUGGAUCAGAGGCCUUCACAAGACCUCUCCAAAGACAACGCUGAAGACUCUGUUGAAGUUCACUCUGAGGUUUUCUCGGGGGUCUCUAUGGGGCUGGUCAAAGGUGGCGCUCAGAUGGAGGUAUGUGGGUUGAGAGCCCCCGUCCACAAACAGCCCACAGCCAAACCCCCACAGAAGAGAGGACCACUAAAACACACUGCCAGAUCUGCAAGAAUCAGGAAUUACAACAAUAAAGACUGACCACACACAGGAUUAAAGAUCAUGAAGGAACUAAGAAGAUGCACAAAAGGAGAUUGAUAAUCAGCAGACCUACUUGAUUUCUGAUGACCACAAAUUAUGUAGGCUGUGUUGGUGA
Periophthalmus magnuspinnatus is the source of this 1504-nucleotide messenger RNA. RefSeq names its product interaptin-like. The transcript has 8 exons. Bases 1 to 1389 code for a protein of 462 amino acids. NCBI's taxonomy places the organism in Eukaryota, Metazoa, Chordata, Actinopteri, Gobiiformes, Gobiidae. The record is from RefSeq and is a predicted model, not a curated record.